Molecule: messenger RNA, 1428 nt
Organism: Apis laboriosa (Himalayan honeybee)
Lineage: Eukaryota; Metazoa; Arthropoda; Insecta; Hymenoptera; Apidae
Product: L-threonine ammonia-lyase-like
Exons: 5
Coding region: 1-1428 (475 amino acids)
Biological process (GO): L-threonine catabolic process; L-serine catabolic process
Molecular function (GO): L-serine ammonia-lyase activity; threonine deaminase activity
Source: RefSeq, a predicted model, not a curated record
AUGUUGCCAUUUUCAUACGGGCCCGUUUUUCGUAACCGUUCGUUUACGAGUUCGAUAACGAUUCAUCACGUAAUUAUCACGUUACGCCACGCCAUUGGACGAGAAUUAAUUUCGUCGAGUGCAAGGGGGGGAACGCAGCAAGUGAAGGAGGAGGAUCUGAUCGAUCCGUAUUGCGUCGAGGAUAAUCCUCAGACGAUCCCUUUCAAGAACGUCACGUCGGCCGCUUUCAAGAUCAAAUACGACAUCGUCAAUACACCAUGCGUGAAAUCGCGGCUGUCGGAUACGAUCGGCGUGGAUCUGUACCUGAAGAAGGAUUUCCUCCAAGUAACCGGAAGCUUCAAGGAGCGAGGGGCGAGGUACGCCCUGAUGAUGCUGACCGACGAACAGAAGAAGCUCGGCGUGGUCUCGGCCUCGUGCGGUAACCACGCCGCGGCAAUCUCUUAUCACGGGUACAAGCUCGGUAUACCGGUGACCGUGGUGAUGCCCGUGAUUGCGCCUGUCAUCAAGAUCAUCGCCUGUCGCCAAUACGGCGCGAACGUGAUCAUCCAUGGCCCCGAUAUGGAAGAGGCGAGGCGUACCGCGCUCAGAACGGGCAAGGAGAAAGGGAUGGUGUACAUAAAUGGAUACGAUCACCCGGACAUUGUGGCGGGACAAGGGACGCUCGGGCUCGAGAUCGUGGAACAGGUGCCCAACAUAGACGCUGUGGUGAUUCCGAUCGGAGGGGGUGGUUUGAUCGCGGGCGUAGCGCUUGCGGUGAAAAGCCUUCAUCCCGGUGUAAUGAUUGUCGGCGUUGAGUCGGAAACGUGUCCAAGUUUCUACAAGGCAAGGAAAGCGGGUCGACCGACGUACACACCCACAGGUCCGACACUGGCCGAGGGCCUUGCCGUCCCCGUGGUUGGAUACAACGCCUUUGCGACCGCGAAUCCGUUGAUCGACAAAGUGGUGGUGGUGAGGGAGGAUUGGAUCGCCGUCGCGAUCUUGAAACUGCUCGAGGACGAGAAGUGCAUCGUCGAGGGGGCCGGUGCUAUUGGCUUGGCCGCCAUCUUGGCCGGUCAGCUGGAAGAAUUGAAAGGGAAAAGAGUGGUGCUGCCUCUGUCCGGCGGAAACAUCGGCACAUCGGUCCUCGUCAGGUGUUUGGAAAGGGGAUUGGCGGUGGAAGGCCGGCUUUUGAAGUUCACAGUGACCGUAUCCGAUCGACCGGACGAAAUCGCGGAGCUUUGCAGAAUGCUGGCGAGCAUGGAUGCCUCGAUAAAGGACAUCAUGUACGAGCGGAGUUGGAUCAUGACGGACUUCUUCAGCGUGGACGUGAGAGUGGUCUGCGAGACCAGGAAUCGGGAACAAACGGAACAAUUGAAGAAGAUGCUGUAUCAGAAAUAUCAGAGGAUUACGUUCGCCCCUAGCGACGUGGCAGCUCUGACUUCGCAUUAA